AUGACCCUCAAAAGGACAAACGCUUCUCGGGCACCGUCAGGUUGGCACCGCUCUGACCCCACCCAGCCCUCCGUGCGCCCCCGUGCCCGUCGCCACCCUCCAGGCUCCUGUUGAGCUUGAGACGGGCGGGCGCGGGUGGCACGGACGCGCCUGGGUAGUUCAGACCCCCUGCCCCGGGCAGGCGUGGCUGGACGGACCCCCACCCUGGGUCUUAAAAUAAGAGGGGAGGCGUGGGGAGGCCUUGGCCGAGCCCGCCGGCUAGUUUGAGAAGCCACACUAGCUGUUGGUGAAUGUGGACGUUCUGGGUAAGGCUCCGUGGCUGCAGCGGUCCCAGGCCCCUUCACCUGCUUUCGGAACCCCACGCUGGGCUUGACCUGUUCUGUCCCCCAAAACGCAGGCUUAAGUCCACUCCCCGCCCCAAGUUCUCCGUAUGUGUUCUGGGGGAUCAGCAGCACUGUGAUGAGGCCAAGGCAGUGGAUAUUCCCCACAUGGAUAUUGAGGCGCUGAAGAAACUCAACAAGAAUAAGAAAUUAGUCAAGAAGUUGGAAUCUCUGAUCAAGCAGAUCCCACGAAUCCUGGGCCCAGGCCUGAAUAAGGCUGGCAAGUUCCCUUCCUUGCUGACCCACAAUGAAAACAUGGUGGCCAAAGUGGAUGAAGUGAAGUCCACCAUCAAAUUCCAGAUGAAGAAGGUGCUGUGUCUGGCAGUGGCUGUUGGCCAUGUGAAGAUGACAGAUGACGAGCUUGUGUACAACAUCCACUUAGCGGUCAAUUUCCUGGUGUCCUUGCUCAAGAAGAAUUGGCAGAAUGUCCGGGCUUUAUACAUCAAAAGCACCAUGGGCAAGCCCCAGCGCCUGUACUAAGGCACAGUUCAAUAAAUCCUAGUGCUACCCUUAA
Molecule: messenger RNA, 894 nt
Organism: Odobenus rosmarus divergens (Pacific walrus)
Lineage: Eukaryota; Metazoa; Chordata; Mammalia; Carnivora; Odobenidae
Gene: RPL10A
Product: ribosomal protein L10a
Exons: 3
Coding region: 291-860 (189 amino acids)
Biological process (GO): translation
Cellular component (GO): large ribosomal subunit
Molecular function (GO): structural constituent of ribosome; RNA binding
Source: RefSeq, a predicted model, not a curated record